AUGAACAGCCGCGUCCUUUCGCCAGCAUGGUCAACACCUCAUACGCCACGCUCACCACUGUCAUCUGUCGCCUCUACGCGUCCAAAGCCGAAAAAGUUUGACGCAGAGGGCCUCUCGGGCUACAUGAAGCACCUGUUGAGCUCGACACUCGCUAGCCAAAGGUUUCCAGAGCUCAAGGAGCGUGAUAAAGUCAAGGCUUGGUGCCGCGAGAUUGGAGAACGUGUCAAGGAGCGGAUGCUGCAGAUAGAACCAAAUAACUUCAAGUUUGCAGUAAUUACACAAAUUUAUGAGAAACGAGGGCAAGGAGGGCGAGCGGAUUUAUGUUGCCAUUGGGAGGACACUGAUGCAGUCGCACAAGCCAUGUUUGACAACCUUUCGCUAUGCGAGUAUCCGCCUGACACUGGACAUCAUCUUGCACUCUUUCGAAGAGUUGCCCCCCUCCGAGCAUCGUUUAUGCCCUUGAUCACAGCUCUCAUAUCCAACCCCACCCUGUUUGCGCUUGUUAUGGAUAUAACCCGUGUAGCAAUGUAA
Molecule: messenger RNA, 531 nt
Organism: Serendipita indica DSM 11827
Lineage: Eukaryota; Fungi; Basidiomycota; Agaricomycetes; Sebacinales; Serendipitaceae
Source: the annotation of a GenBank genome assembly